Messenger RNA from Hypanus sabinus (Atlantic stingray), 1998 nucleotides. It is a transcript of the gene snrnp70, whose product is annotated as small nuclear ribonucleoprotein 70 (U1). NCBI's taxonomy places the organism in Eukaryota, Metazoa, Chordata, Chondrichthyes, Myliobatiformes, Dasyatidae. Gene Ontology annotation, cellular component: precatalytic spliceosome; U2-type prespliceosome; U1 snRNP. The record is from RefSeq and is a predicted model, not a curated record. Gene Ontology annotation, biological process: mRNA splicing, via spliceosome. The transcript has 9 exons. Gene Ontology annotation, molecular function: mRNA binding; U1 snRNA binding. Bases 336 to 1730 code for a protein of 464 amino acids.
GAAAUAUAGUUCCCAAGCAGUUAAGGGAAAUUAAGCGAAGAGAAGUUUUUGACUGAAAGUCGUGUCAUAUAUAUACGCACAUUCGCAGUAAUUCUAGAUUGACUGCCGUGUUUAUAAAACGAGAGGAUCGUUGGCCAAAGGUUGUUGCUGUGCGGCGCAGUGAUACGGCGGCUGCGUGCGGCGUAGCGGAGCGGAGCGCCGCCAUUUUGUUUCCCCGAGGUCAGGCGGUGCUCGGGUGGCGGAUCUUGCUCGUCGGUUGUGAUUACCUGGCCCCGGUGAUUAGCGGCGGGGUUACUGGCCACGGUUGCUGGGGCGACCCCGGUGUGUGAGGCACCAUGACCCAGUUCCUGCCGCCGAACCUGCUGGCGCUGUUCGCGCCGCGGGACCCGGUGCCCUACCUGCCGCCGCUCGAGAAACUGCCGCAUGAGAAGCAGCACAGCCAGCCGUACUCGGGCAUCGCACGUUUUGUCCGCCACUUCGAGGACCCCAGAGAUGCCCCACCUCCAACCAGAGCCGAAACGCGUGAGGAACGCAUGGAAAGGAAGAGACGUGAGAAGAUUGAGAGAAGACAACAGGAAGUUGAAAAUGAGCUUAAAAUGUGGGAUCCGCAUAACGAUCCAAAUGCACAGGGUGAUGCUUUCAAGACACUGUUUGUUGCCAGAGUGAACUAUGACACAACAGAGUCCAAGUUGAGACGUGAAUUUGAAGUCUAUGGUCCUAUUAAAAGAAUCUACAUGGUAUAUAAUAAACGGACUGGAAAGCCCCGUGGUUACGCUUUUAUCGAAUAUGAACAUGAGCGAGAUAUGCAUUCUGCAUACAAACACGCAGAUGGCAAGAAGAUUGAUGGGAGGAGAGUUCUGGUUGAUGUGGAGAGAGGCCGCACUGUCAAAGGAUGGCGCCCAAGGAGGCUUGGUGGUGGGCUUGGGGGGACUCGCAGAGGUGGUGCAGAUGUUAAUAUUAAACAUUCAGGUCGUGAUGAUGCACCACGAUAUGAUGAGAGAGACAGAGAUCGAGAACGAGAUCGGGAUCGUCGUGAAUGCAGUGAGCGCAGCCGUGAAAGGGACAAAGAGCGUGAGCGGCGUAGAAGUCGUUCCAGAGAACGCCGGCGUCCCCGGUCACGCAGUCGAGAUAAGGAGGAGAGGAAGGGGCGUGGUAGCCGUGAGCGAAGCAGAGAGAAGGACAAGGAUAAGGAACGAGAUCGCAAGCGGCGCAGCCGUAGCCGUGACCGUAAGAGAGAGCGAGAUCGUGACAGGGAUAAAGAUAAGAAGGAAGAACGUACAGAUGUAGAACAGCCUGAGACAGGUGAUGGGCCCCAUAAUGACGCACAGCAAGUCGAUGCAGCUGGUGAGCCAGUUGAACCAAAGCCCGAUUCAGAAGAGAAGAAUAGGGAGCGAGGAGACAGGGAUAGAGAUCGGGAUAGGGAUAAGGAGAGAGAUAGAGACCGGGAUCGUGACCGUAGGCGGAGUCACAGGGACAGGGACAAGGAUCGAGACCGCGAUAGAAGGAGAGACAGGGACCGAGACCGUGAUAGAGAUCACAAGCGAGACAGAGACCGGGACAGGGAUAGAGAUAGGAAUAAGGAACCUGACAAGCUGCAAGACAAUGGGGCGCCAGAGCAAUACGAGGAAAGUAGCCUGGACUUGUAUAUUGACAUGGAGUCACAGCCUGCGGAAGGAUACAUGUUACCUGAAAAUGGGUAUCAAAUGGAGCCCCCUGCAGAGGGUUACUGAUGGGGCCUAUUCAAAGUGAACUUUUUAAAGUGGACCAAUAUUUUCAUUUUCCUGUUUAACAGAAAUCUGCAGCUUUUUUGUUGGUUUAUGCUGUAGUGAAGGAAGUUUUCUGCACGACGAGUACUCAUUUUUUUCUUAAGAUGGGUAAGUUUUAGUGACUAUAUAUAGAUGGUUUGAAAUCCUUCUCGAGCUUUGUGAAAUUCAGUUGGUGAAUGUUAUGAAAUUCCUUUUUAUGGUGUAAUACACAAUAAACCCAAUUCUAAAGCUG